AAAAUAUAAAUAAAAUAUAUUAAAAUAAAAUAUAAAAAAAAAUUAAAUUAAAUGUAAUAAUUAAGCUGUGUAAUCUUUUAUAUGAACUUUAAUAUAUAAUAUUCUUUCCUUUUCCUUUUGCUAUUUUCUCUUCUAUUCUUCAAUUGCAUUCAUUUAUAUUUUUCAUUAAUAAAAAUUUAUCGCUUAUUUACGCUAAAAAUGGCUGCAUACCCCUCAGUUGAAGGAAAGAAAUUUUUAGAACUGAUAGAUUAUAUUUUAAAGAAAGAAGAUACUGUGAGGUGGGCCAAACAGCAUGGUUUGAUAGCAGCCACGAUGACAUGCCGCUGUCUUGCAGACAUGAGGUUUGCAGAAAGUGCAUUAACGGCAGAUGGUUACUUGUGGAGGUGUAGAAACUCCAGGUGCCGCGCUACAAAAACAAUUAGGCAUGGAAGUUUCUACAGCCAUAGCCAAUUAUCCUUAACAAAUUGUAUUUUGAUGACGUAUUUCUGGUCUAUGUACGACGUUAGCCAGGCUACGGUUGCGUCGAUUUUAGAUUUGGACGUCGGGCAUACAUUACCAGACUGGUUCAAUUUGCAUCGAGAUCUAUGCUUUGACUGGGCUCGUGAUAACCCUGCACGAAUAGGUGGCCCCGGACACAUCGUUCAGAUAGAUGAAAGCUGCAUUUCAUCUGCAAAAGAUCGAGGAACGGAAAUGCACGUCCAGUUAGGACACGCUGGGUUUUUGGAAGCAUCGAUACGCAAACAAAAGAUGCCUUUCUGGUGGAAGUGA
Messenger RNA from Helobdella robusta, 768 nucleotides. RefSeq lists its product as hypothetical. The transcript has 3 exons. The coding region runs from base 199 to 768 and encodes 189 amino acids. Lineage: Eukaryota; Metazoa; Annelida; Clitellata; Rhynchobdellida; Glossiphoniidae. The record is from RefSeq and is a predicted model, not a curated record.